Molecule: messenger RNA, 2091 nt
Organism: Brettanomyces nanus
Lineage: Eukaryota; Fungi; Ascomycota; Pichiomycetes; Pichiales; Pichiaceae
Exons: 1
Coding region: 1-2091 (696 amino acids)
Biological process (GO): nucleoside triphosphate metabolic process
Molecular function (GO): nucleoside triphosphate diphosphatase activity; ribonucleoside triphosphate phosphatase activity
Source: RefSeq, a predicted model, not a curated record
AUGGUAAGUGAGGGCUUUGCUGUGGAUGUUCCGGUAACAAAUUUGGAUGUCGAUGAUGACGAUGAUGAAUUCAGGAUUGACGAUGACAUUGCAUCCACUUCGGUGGAUCUGGAGAAUUUGGGCAUAUUCAGCAGUGAUCAACGUUCCGUACUCUCUAAGAUAGGGCAAGGGUUUCGCAAGAUGUUCAGUCGAGGACAAAAUGGCGCUGGUUUCAAAUACAUGGACAACAUUGAACUUUUUGACCAUGGCAGAUCGAGAUCAUCUUCGAGCUUUGCUGAUUUAGGCGAUCUCACAACCGAUUCUCGUAUUAAAAAGAGAAGGUUGUUGUGGAAGCAUCUUUUCGGCUUUAUGAUUGCAGCUUUUUUAGCCACUCUUAUUGGUUUGGCCACGUUGGCUUCGAAAUCGAAAUUCUCUCAGCCUUCAGAUUCCAAGGUGCUCAAGAAACCUCUUCUUAGUAACGGCACUACACAAUUCUAUCCAACUACAUUGGUGAUAUCCCUCGAUGGAUUUCAUCCUCAUUACAUUUCGGGAGAGGUUACUCCAUUUUUGCAUCAACUUCUCACUGAAGAGACAAGUUAUAGCGCCCCUUAUAUGACUCCAACAAAUCCUUCUGUCACGUUUACGAAUCAUUACACUUUAGUGACCGGAUUGAAGCCGAUCUAUCAUGGUAUAAUAUCAAACAACUUCUACGAUUCUGCGCAGAAUGAAGAGUUUAUUGACACCGAUGAUUCCAUUGCUUUGAAUCCUAAAUGGUGGGGAGGAGAACCUGUCUGGUCAACGGCUGCUAGACAUGGAGUUUCUUCGGCAGUUCAUAUGUGGCCAGGCUCAGAGGUGAAACGUUAUGAUGAUUUGAACCCAAUGUAUGUCGAUAAAUUCAACAAGACGGAACUUCUCAGUAGAAAACUUGAAAGAAUUUGUACGUGGCUAGACUUACCUAUUGGUAAGAGACCGGAACUCUUGAUGUCUUAUGUUCCAAAUGUCGAUACAGCGGGUCACAAGUAUGGCAUAUCCGGAGAAGCACUAAAGCAAGAGCUCAAAUAUGUCGACGAGUAUUUGAAAGGAAUAUAUGUGAAUCUCAGUGAAAGGAAUCUUUUGGAUGUUGUUAAUGUGAUUAUUCUCUCUGACCAUGGUAUGGCUCCGACUUCUAACGGAAGAAUUAUAUAUCUUGACGAUAUUGUUGGUAAGGAGAACUUAGCGAAAGUGGAAUAUACCGAUGGCUGGCCAAUGUACGGCAUACGUCUAUACAACGAUUCUGAUGUGGAAAGGGUUUUCAAGGAUAUGAAAAGAAACUAUUUAAUCGACAUUCACAAGAACCAUUACAGCAUUCAUUUGCGCGAAGAGAUUACAGACGAGAUGUUUGGAGGUUCGGAUGGCAAAUAUGCCUCUAGAAUAGCUCCGAUAUGGAUUCUUCCAAAGGUAGGAUACUCAAUAAUCACACGAGCUGAGAUGAAUCAGAAAGGCGGCAAAUACACUCCAUUGGGGGUGCAUGGUUAUAGCAGAACAGAAGUGCUUAUGAGGGCGUUAUUUAUGGGUACAGGGCCAUUCUUCCAGACUCGGUUGGGGAAGAAGAAUAUCAAAUUAAAGCCGUUUUCCAAUACGGAAGUUUACAAUAUUAUCUGUGAUUCCCUGAACAUCGAACCUGCUUCGAAUAACGGUACUUACACAUCACCCUCAUAUAUUCAGCUUGAUAAUAUUUUAGAAGAAGGAUGGAAGGACCCACAUCAAUAUCCGGAUGUACCAUUUCCUGUCGAGAUUUUGGAUGUGAAGUCUACGUACGACCUGUUGUACUCAGGCGAUGUUGAUACAGACGGGAAAUGGAAGGGAACAGAAGAAACUGAGGAGUCCGAGGAUGAAAACGAUUCAGAGGAGUCAGAGACAGAUAUGGAAGAUGUAAACCCCCCAGAAACAGAACCUGUUAAGGACGGAUCUGACGAAUCUCAAGGAUCUGAUGAUGAUCGCCAUGGAUCUGAUGAUGAUCACCAUGGAUCGGAAAGCACUGUCUGGAGCAAGCUCGGAGACAUAGUGGACGAUUUAGUGGACGGAAUAGGAAAUAUGAUAGGGGAUGUUGAGGAGGCUAUAGAACCACGGUAA